AUGGAGUUCGUCACGGCCCUCCGGGGCACUUUCGACGACCAGAAGCCCUCGCUAUUCGAGCUCCUCUCCGAACAGCAGCUCAACUCUCUGCUCCCGCCGACCCUGCGAUACCUCCUCACUGUCGCGACGCACCGCUACCCGCGCUACCUACUGCGCCCUCUCAACUCCUUCGAUGAGCUCUACGCCCUCGCCAUGCUCCUCGUCGAGCGCCACUACCUCCGCACGCGCGGCGGCAGCUUCACCGAACACUUCUACGGGCUGAAGCGGGAGAAAGCGCUCCAGGCCGAGAUCCCGCGCGCCGCCACGAGCGCGCCGGGCCUCGUGCGUGAGACCCUCAAGCUGAGCACCCGCGACGUAUGGAAGAACCUCGCCGUCAUGGUCGCCCUGCCGUACCUAAAGCGCAAGCUCGACGAGAGCCACGAAGUCGAGGCGCCCCGCGCCCUGCUGGGCGCCAGCUACACGCGCAUGCCCGCGAACCCGACGGUGCGGCAGCGGGUCGUGCAUUACUACAAGUGGUUCAUACGGAACGUGUAUCCGAGCGUGCACGCGGCCUACGGCUUCGCCAUCAUCGCGUUCAACCUCGCGUACCUCUUCGACAACUCCAUAUACCACAACCCCUUCAUGUGGCUCAUCGGCACGCGCGUGCGCCGGAUGAACGCCGCCGACUUCCAGGCUAUCGAGGCACUCGGGAGGCCGAAGGCGGGCGGUCCACCUGGGACGACGAGCCUGUUCAACCCGCGCACGAUGGGGCCGAAGCUGUUGGGGAGCCUGUCUGUGCUGUUGCCCACGAGUAUAUUUGCGCUCAAGUUCCUCGAGUGGUGGUACGCGUCGGACUUUGCGAAACAGCUGUCGCGGAAGGCGACCGAGAACCUCGAGUUGCCGCCGCCUAUCGUGUCGGGCUUGUCUGCGCUGGGUCUGAAAGCACCGCGGAAGCAGAAACAAAGCAACGAGGGCGAAAAGGACACCCGGACCCCGCAGGCGGAAGAUGCACCGAUUGCCACUCCUUCGCUGCUCCCGAUACUCACCGUGUCCGCGCCGGAAGAUUCGGAGCUUUGCCCCAUUUGCGAGGACGACAUCACGACUGCCACGGCGUGCCAGACGGGCAUUGUCUACUGCUACGUCUGUAUACACAAGUGGCUCGAGGGCAUGCAUCCCCGACAGGAAAAGUUCAUGGCUGAUAGGGCUGGCAAGUGGGAGAGUGGGCAUGGUAGGUGCGCCGUCACGGGGCGACGGGUCCUGGGCGGCACCGAGGGCUUGAGACGAAUCAUGGUAUGA
Messenger RNA from Anthostomella pinea, 1275 nucleotides. The record is from the annotation of a GenBank genome assembly. Lineage: Eukaryota; Fungi; Ascomycota; Sordariomycetes; Xylariales; Xylariaceae.